Phyllopteryx taeniolatus (common seadragon) is the source of this 834-nucleotide messenger RNA. RefSeq names its product receptor accessory protein 5 (gene reep5). The record is from RefSeq and is a predicted model, not a curated record. The coding region runs from base 90 to 659 and encodes 189 amino acids. The transcript is spliced from 5 exons. Lineage: Eukaryota; Metazoa; Chordata; Actinopteri; Syngnathiformes; Syngnathidae.
ACUAACGGGAGUGUCCAGUUUCAGGAGUGUCGCAGUUUGCCAUCGAGCAACUUCCGAAUUCGUCCUCGUUCGGCAAGGCGAGAGCAACCAUGGCGCAGGCACUCAAAGGAAGAUUUGACAAGUUCCUCCACGAGAAGAACCUCGCGACUGACGUCCUCGCUAAAGUCGAAGCAAAGACCGGGGUGAGCAGGACGUAUAUCGCUCUCGCUAUCGUCGGCAUCGUGGCUGUGUACUUGGUGAUUGGCUACGGAGCCUCCUUGCUGUGUAACCUCAUCGGCUUUCUUUACCCCGCCUACAUCUCCAUCAAGGCCAUAGAAAGUGCGACCAAAGAAGAUGAUACAAAAUGGCUGACUUACUGGGUGGUGUAUGGACUCUUCAGUGUGGCUGAGUUCUUUGCAGACAUCUUCCUCUCCUGGUUCCCAUUUUACUACAUUGGAAAGUGUGCCUUCCUGGUCUGGUGCAUGGCUCCAACUCCUUCCAACGGCUCGGUCCAGAUUUACAAUCGCAUCAUCCGCCCGUUUUUCCUCAAGAAUGAAGCCAAGAUUGAUGACGCCGUCAAGAACAUAAAGGAUAAGGCAUCAGAAGCUGCUGACAAGUUCAAAGAUGAGGCCAAAAGAGCAACAGCGAACAUCAUGUUUGAGGAGAAGAAGAGCACCUAAUCAGGACCGCCUCUGCAGCUGUUCCGACGAAAAUAAUGUUGCCUUGUUGUAUUUAAUGGAUUAUCUGUCUGAAAUGUAAUGUCAAAGCUAUUUCCCUGGUCAGUUUACUUGUUUGACAGGUGACCGUACAUUGGCCCUGAUCCACUGAAUGAACCGAAUAAACAUCUAACUGGAA